AUGGAAGAUUUAAACAGAGAGAUUCUAGCUUCGAAUAGUAUGAAUAUGAAAAGUUACUCAACAUAUUUACAUAUAAAUAAAGAAGGAAUAAUUAAAGUGAUGAGCUGCACAAUUCCUGUUAUUUUCAAACUUUUUACUAUGUUAUUUCCUGUGUUUUUAUGUUUUCUUUUAGAAGAAAAUCUGUCAAUUUCUGUGAUAAAAUUCAAUAAAUGUUAUUUAAGGAUACUAUCAGAGACGGAGUUAGAGAAUAAGAAUAAUCCUGCAUAUAAUGAUACUUUAUUGGAAAGCUUUUUUGAAUUUUUUAAAAAUGAGAAAAUUUCGUUAAAAAUGCGUGCAUAUAAGAAGUGGGAAGAAAUGUGUUUUUUUGAAGGUGUAAGAUAUUCUCUAGAUGGAAGAUCAUGGGAAAGAGAUAAAUUCCAGGAGUGGUAUGACAAAAUGCAAAAAGAUAUAGAUAGUUUUCGUGCUAGCACUGUUGAUGAAUAUAAUAAGUUGAAGGAGAGUUUUUCUAAGGAUGCAGAAUGUUCUGAAUUUUUUAUUAUGAAAAGAAAGGAAUGGAAAAAAUAUAAAGAUAGUACAUAUAAAUUGUUUAAGAAAUACGUAAAAGAUUGUAACGAAGAGUGGGAUGAAAGGAAAAAUAAAAAUAAAAAAUAA
This is a messenger RNA of Plasmodium relictum, 651 nucleotides long. RefSeq names its product Plasmodium exported protein, unknown function. The record is from RefSeq and is a predicted model, not a curated record. The coding region runs from base 1 to 651 and encodes 216 amino acids. Lineage: Eukaryota; Apicomplexa; Aconoidasida; Haemosporida; Plasmodiidae. The transcript has 2 exons.